GCACCAUUGACCCUCCCUGCCCCAGAGAGAGGUGGUCCAGCAGCUGGCAAGACCUUAAAUACAUCCAGCUGGAUGCAGGCUGUCUAGACUGCUCCGACCUUGAGCAUCGGAGUAAUAUACACCCUCCUGCAUGCCCUUCCUGCAGCACUGGUCGAUCGACAGCCACUCAGCAGCCGGCUAUCCCCAGCGAUCCCCCAUAGUCCAUGCCGGGAUCCAUAUAGUAGUCGCUCCUUAUCCCCGAAGACGCGCUGCUCCUCGCCUUCGUCUAGACCGGGGUAGUGGAACGUGGCGGGGGUUCCGUACCGUAUUUCUACCUCUCCGUCACCCUCGUCUGCUUUCGUCUACUUUCUUUCCCCAGUUCUUUUUCUCUCUCUCUCUCUUAAUCUUCCUUUCAUUCCUCUUUCUCUCCUCUCUCCACUCCUCAUCUCUUCGCCUCUCCCUCUCUCCCUCUCUAUCUCUCCUGGACAAUUAGUCCUUCUCUCCUCAUCUCCCUCCCUCCCUCCCUCACAAUGUCUGCUUCUGCCCUCUUAAGAAGCCGUGUUCGCCGGCCUUCCUAUCUCAACCGGUUGGCCAAGGCUGAAGAUCUCAUCGACCUCUUCCCCAAUGGAUCGUAUAUCGGCUGGUCCGGAUUCACGGGAGUUGGUUAUCCCAAGUAGGU
Aspergillus costaricaensis CBS 115574 is the source of this 658-nucleotide messenger RNA. RefSeq lists its product as uncharacterized. The record is from RefSeq and is a predicted model, not a curated record. The transcript has a single exon. The coding region runs from base 131 to 472 and encodes 113 amino acids. Lineage: Eukaryota; Fungi; Ascomycota; Eurotiomycetes; Eurotiales; Aspergillaceae.